CACAGAAAGAAGGAGCCAAAACUCAGCGCUUUUGUUAAGAUCCGCUAAGGAUAUUUUGCACUCUGCCUCUCCCUUCCUAAAGCCAUCAGGAGAAGCAGCUUCUGCCUUUAAGCUGCCCGUCCGCCAUGGUCAGGCACAUCCCCCGCUCCGGGGCUGCGGAGGGACCCGACCGCCGUUUCCUGCCCCCUUCAGCGUAUGAGAAAGGCAAGAAGAGUUUGUGCACUUUGGAAACUCGAUAGGAGGCAGCAGCUGAUCUUCCCAUCACCAGCCUAAAAAUAAUCCACUCCAGGGCUUGGAGCAGCUUCACUAAGUGGAGGAAAAUCCUGCCAUCGGGAUGAUAUUGAUCACAUAGCACAACCGAGUGACACUUUGGGUUGGUAUUUUGGGGUUGUGUUUACAAAGAGAACGGCCCAAAAUCUCCAUCAAAUUGUGUUACAGCACAUGGACUGUUAGCAGAUGGUGGUUACUGAAGUUUGAGUCAGUUGACCCUCAACUUUUGCCUCACAGUGAGUACCUGAAUUAGCCAGACCCUCUGGAAGAGAUGAGACUCGCAUUUUGUGGGAAUGACAAUGCCUCAGCCUACAACAUCAGUGCUGGUGUCCUCAGGAAUGUCUGCUUUGUGGAUGCCCUCAACUUGGUCCCUCAUGUCUUCCUGUUGUUUAUCACCUUCCCCAUUUUGUUCAUUGGCUGGGGAAGCCAGAGCUCCAAAGUGCAGAUUCACCACAAUACCUGGCUGCACUUCCCCGGGCACAACCUUCGGUGGAUCCUGACAUUCACCCUGCUGUUCGUGCAUGUGUGUGAAAUAGCAGAGGGGAUUGUUUCUGACACACAAAUGAAAUCUCGCCAUCUGCAUCUCUUUCUACCAGCUAUAAUGGGAUUUGUGGCUGCCACUGUGUCCAUAGUCUAUUACCAUAAUAUUGAAACAUCCAACUUUCCAAAGUUACUGCUGGCCCUGUUCCUUUACUGGAUAAUGGCCUUUGUCACCAAAACCAUCAAGCUUGUCAGAUACUGCCAGGACGGGGUGCCUUUUUCUCAGCUGCGUUUCUGCAUCACUGGAAUCAUGGUCAUCCUCUAUGGGCUGCUGAUGGCUGUGGAGAUCAAUGUCAUCCGAGUCAGGAGGUAUGUGUUUUUCAUGAACCCUCAGAAAGUAAAGCCUCCAGAAGAUCUGCAGGAUCUGGGGGUGAGGUUCCUGCAGCCAUUUGUCAAUUUGCUCUCAAAGGCAACUUAUUGGUGGAUGAACACUCUCAUUAUUUCUGCUCACAAGAAACCUGUGGACCUGAAGGCCAUUGGGAAGCUCCCAAUUGCAAUGAGAGCACUGACAAAUUAUGUCUGUCUCAAAGAAGCCUAUGAGGAACAAAAGAAAAAGGUGGAGGACCAUCCCAACCGGAGUCCCUCCAUUUGGUUGGCCAUGUACAGCGCUUUCGGACGGCCAAUCCUGCUCAGCAGCACCUUCCGCUACCUGGCCGACCUGCUGGGCUUUGCUGGGCCACUCUGCAUUUCUGGCAUUGUCCAGGGCUUCCAGAAUACAACCAAUAAUACAAAUGCCACAGAAAAGGUGAAGGAUCCAUCAAACUCCUACCUUUCAUCGGAGGAAUUCCUCAGGAAUGUUUAUGUCUUGGCAGUCCUUCUCUUCCUGGCUCUUAUCCUGCAGAGGACAUUCCUGCAGGCCUCCUACUAUGUGACUACAGAGACUGGCAUCAACCUCCGGGGUGCCUUACUGGCAAUGAUAUAUAAUAAGAUCCUGAGGCUUUCUACAUCCAACUUGUCCAUGGGAGAGAUGACACUGGGACAAAUCAAUAACUUGGUUGCCAUAGAAACCAACCAAUUAAUGUGGUUCUUGUUCCUGUGCCCCAAUCUGUGGGCAAUGCCUGUUCAGAUAAUAAUGGGUGUGAUCCUCCUGUAUAACCUGCUGGGAGUGAGUGCCUUGGUUGGGGCUGCUGUCAUCGUGCUCUUAGCUCCCAUCCAGUACUUCAUAGCCACCAAGCUGGCUGAGGCACAGAAAAGCACUCUUGACUAUUCUACUGAGAGAUUAAAGAAAACCAAUGAGAUACUCAAAGGCAUUAAGCUAUUAAAGCUGUAUGCCUGGGAGCACAUAUUUUGUACAAGUGUAGAAGAAACCAGAAUGAAAGAGCUCACCAGUCUCAAAACCUUUGCACUUCAUACAUCUCUUUCCAUUUUUAUGAAUGCAGCCAUACCAAUAGCAGCUGUUCUUGCAACAUUUGUGACUUAUGCAUACACCAAUGACAAGCCACUGCAGCCUGCCCAGGCAUUUGCAUCCCUGUCACUGUUCCACAUCCUGGUUACACCUCUGUUUCUGCUCUCCACUGUGGUUCGUUUUGCAGUAAAGGCCAUCGUGAGUGUACAGAAGCUGAAUGAGUUUCUCCUGAGUGAUGAGAUUGGAGAUGACAGCUGGAGAGGAGGAGACAGCUCUGUACCUUAUGAAUCCUGUAAGAAGCACACAGGACUUCACACCAAGGCCAUCAACAGGAGGCAGCCCCUGAGGUAUCAGCUGGAAAGCUACGAGCAGCCAGCAAGGAAGCAGACACGGCCCAUGGAGAUCGAUGAUGUGGCCAUUAAGGUGACCAAUGGAUACUUUUCAUGGGGAAGUGGUUUAGCUACACUGUCCAACAUAAAUAUUAGAAUCCCAACAGGUCAGAUGACAAUGAUUGUGGGCCAAGUUGGCUGUGGCAAGUCUUCACUUCUCCUUGCUAUACUGGGAGAGAUGCAGACCCUGGAGGGAAAAGUUCACUGGAGCAAACUGCCUGGCAGACAGAUGAAUACAGAAGGAGACUUCAGUGUAAAUGAAACUGAACCUUCUUUUGAAGCAUCCAGAAGUAGGAACAGGUACUCUGUGGCUUAUGCAGCUCAGAAGCCAUGGCUACUCAAUGCUACCGUGGAGGAGAACAUCAUCUUUGGCAGUCCCUUUAAUAAGCAGAGGUACAAGGCUGUUACAGAUGCUUGCUCUCUGCAGCCUGAUAUUGAUUUACUGCCAUUUGGUGACCAGACAGAAAUUGGAGAAAGGGGGAUUAAUUUAAGUGGAGGCCAACGACAGAGAAUCUGUGUAGCUCGAGCACUCUACCAGAACACCAACAUUGUCUUCUUGGAUGACCCAUUCUCUGCACUGGACAUUCACUUAAGUGAUCACUUAAUGCAGGAAGGGAUUUUGAAGUUUUUGCAAGAGGACAAGAGGACUCUUGUUCUGGUGACACAUAAAUUACAAUAUCUGCCACAUGCUGACUGGAUCAUAGCAAUGAAGGAUGGAAUGGUGCUUAGAGAAGGGACACUAAAGGAUAUCCAAAACAAGGAUGUUGAGCUAUAUGAACACUGGAAAACUCUGAUGAAUCGCCAAGAUCAAGAGCUGGAAAAGGAUAUGGAAGCUGAUCAGACAACUCUUGAGAGAAAAACCCUUAGAAGAGCCAUGUACCCCAGAGAAUCCAAGUCACAAUUGGAAGAUGAAGAUGAAGAGGAGGAAGAGGAAGAAGAUGAAGAUGAUAACAUGUCAACUGUCUUGAGGCUCAGGACGAAGAUGCCAUGGAAAACCUGUUGGAGAUAUCUAACCUCUGGAGGAUUUUUCUUGCUCUUUCUGAUGAUUUUCUCCAAGCUGUUGAAACACUCAGUUAUUGUGGCUAUAGAUUACUCGCUUGCUACAUGGACAUCCAUGGACAAUGCAAAUGAAGCCAAGAAUGCUGAUGAGGAUAAGAGCACAGAGAAGACUUAUCAUGUAGCUGUCUUCAGCAUCCUCUCUGGAGCUGGGAUUGUCCUUUGCCUCAUCACAUCCCUGACUGUGGAGUGGAUGGGACUCACAGCAGCCAAGAACCUGCACCACAAUCUCCUCAACAAGAUCAUCCUUGGACCAAUCAGGUUCUUCGACAUGACUCCGCUGGGGCUAAUUCUGAAUCGCUUUUCUGCGGAUACAAAUAUCAUUGAUCAGCACAUCCCUCCCACCCUGGAGUCUCUGACCAGAUCCACCUUGCUGUGCCUGUCAGCCAUUGGAAUGAUCUCCUAUGCCACUCCAUGGUUCCUUGUGGCCCUCGUGCCCCUGGGCAUAGCAUUUUAUUUCAUCCAGAAAUACUUCAGGGUUGCUUCCAAGGACCUCCAGGAACUUGAUGACAGCACCCAGCUCCCUCUGCUGUGUCACUUCUCUGAGACAGCUGAAGGCCUUACCACCAUCAGAGCAUUUGGGCACGAAGCCAGAUUUAAACAACGUAUGCUGGAGCUGACUGACACGAACAACAUUGCCUACUUAUUUCUGUCAGCUGCCAACAGAUGGCUGGAGGUCAGGACGGAUUAUCUGGGUGCUUGUAUUGUCCUGACUGCUGCUGUCACUUCCAUCACCGAAGGGCCACACUCGGGGUUUGUGGGGCUGGGUCUCCUGUAUGCUCUGACGAUAACCAACUACCUGAACUGGGUAGUGAGGAAUCUGGCUGAUCUAGAAGUGCAGAUGGGUGCAGUGAAAAAAGUACACAGCUUCCUGAACAUGGAGUCAGAGAACUACGAAGGCUACCUGGAUCCCUCUCAAGUCCCCAAAGACUGGCCCCAGGAGGGGGAAAUCAAGAUUGAAAAUUUGUGUGUUCGCUACGAAAACAACCUGAAGCCUGUUCUCAAGCAUGUGAAGGCCUAUAUCAAGCCAGGACAAAAGGUUGGGAUCUGUGGUCGGACUGGCAGCGGCAAGUCCUCCCUGUCCUUGGCAUUCUUCAGAAUGGUGGAUAUUUUUGAUGGGAGGAUAGUGAUUGAUGGGAUAGACAUCAGCAAACUGCCUCUGCACACGCUCCGGUCCCGGCUCUCCAUCAUUCUGCAGGACCCAAUCCUGUUCAGUGGCUCCAUCCGCUUUAAUUUGGAUCCUGAAUGCAAGUGCACCGAUGACAGACUCUGGGAAGCUCUGGAGAUUGCUCAGUUGAAGAACAUGGUCAAGUCAUUGCCAGGAGGCCUUGAUGCCAUGGUCACAGAAGGAGGGGAAAACUUCAGUGUGGGGCAAAGGCAGCUCUUCUGUCUGGCUCGAGCCUUUGUCCGUAAGAGCAGCAUCCUCAUCAUGGAUGAAGCCACAGCAUCUAUUGACAUGGCCACAGAAAACAUCUUGCAGAAGGUUGUGAUGACUGCCUUCGCCGACCGCACUGUUGUAACAAUAGCGCACCGGGUUCACACCAUCCUCACUGCAGACCUGGUCAUCGUCAUGAAGCGGGGGAACAUUCUGGAAUACGAUACUCCUGAGAACCUGCUUUCCCAGGAAGAUGGCAUCUUCGCUUCCUUUGUCCGGGCUGACAUGUGAACAGCCACACAAUGCAUUCUAACAGCUUCUUUUUAAAUAGAUGAAAUGCGAAUAUUUUCUACUUAGUGUAACAUCACUUUUACCUUUUUUGUUUUGUUUUGUUUUUUUAGAGCUUCUUUCUUCACACUUCCAUCUUCCAAAAUAAUAAAGCCUAUUGCAAUAUGUCUGCCUUGAAGCAAUAAAGAUGUCACUUUAUUCAAAGCUAUUAAACUUCACACACACACAUGCACAUGCACACAUGGAGGGAGAAGUUUUUACUUCCUGAGAAUUAGGCAUUUUCCUUAGACUUUUUAUUGACUUUAUUUUUGUUUAAAGAGAGAAAAAGAAUGCACUGAUCUUAUAAACUGCAUAUGUUAUGCUGGAACCAGAAAUCAAAUCGUGCAGUUUGUCAAGGAAGCAAGAGGUUCCCCAGAUGCAUUCUGUCCCCAGAGGGAAAAAUUAGGAAAAACAUCCAAGCCCAUAACACUUGGGGCAAUCUGCUGCAUUCCAAAGGCAUAAACUUUGCUCUCCAAGUUGUAGCAGAGGGGCAGUGAAUGAGGGAAAGGAAUUUCAUCUGAAAUAAGGACAUUCUUCCUGUCCUUUACUUUAGUAAACACACUUCAGUCGUGACAGAACUAUUUUCACUGCAACAAUGGUUUAUUCCUACAAUCAGUUCCUAAAUCCAUAUUCAUUCUUCCAACUUUCACUAAAGAUUCAAAUCAUCCUAUGAUUAUGCAUGCUUUGAUCGGCUUAUAGAGGAAUUUUGUACAGUAUCUCAAGACUUUGUAUUAAAAUUCAUCUGAAUUUA
This is a messenger RNA of Taeniopygia guttata (zebra finch), 6053 nucleotides long. It is a transcript of the gene ABCC9, whose product is annotated as ATP binding cassette subfamily C member 9. Gene Ontology annotation, molecular function: ATP binding; ATP hydrolysis activity; ABC-type transporter activity. NCBI's taxonomy places the organism in Eukaryota, Metazoa, Chordata, Aves, Passeriformes, Estrildidae. The record is from RefSeq and is a predicted model, not a curated record. Gene Ontology annotation, cellular component: membrane. Gene Ontology annotation, biological process: transmembrane transport; potassium ion transport.